Messenger RNA from Meriones unguiculatus (Mongolian gerbil), 3093 nucleotides. It is a transcript of the gene Sh3gl3, whose product is annotated as SH3 domain containing GRB2 like 3, endophilin A3. The transcript has 10 exons. Gene Ontology annotation, cellular component: cytoplasm; glutamatergic synapse; presynapse. Gene Ontology annotation, molecular function: protein binding. Lineage: Eukaryota; Metazoa; Chordata; Mammalia; Rodentia; Muridae. Gene Ontology annotation, biological process: endocytosis; synaptic vesicle uncoating. The record is from RefSeq and is a predicted model, not a curated record. Bases 153 to 1241 code for a protein of 362 amino acids.
GCUGUCUGCGCGCGCGCGUGUGCCAGUGUGACAGCGCCGUGGCCGUGGCCGUGGGGCGCGCGGGGGCCGCCCGGGGUGCCCGCUCCGCUCAGCGUCGCGGCCGCGUGGCCCGGCGGAGCCCCGAGACCACCCCCGGGCGGGGCGCCGCCGCGAUGUCGGUGGCGGGGCUCAAGAAGCAGUUCCACAAAGCCAGCCAGAUGAACACGGACGGAGUUGAGCCUGCUGAGGAAGCAGAGACUGAGCUCUUUAGUGAAAAAAUAAGUGGUGCCGAAGGAACGAAGCUAGAUGAAGAAUUUCUGGACAUGGAAAAGAAAAUAGAUAUCACCAGUAAAGCUGUUGCAGAAAUUCUUUCAAAAGCCACAGAGUACCUCCAGCCCAAUCCAGCAUACAGAGCUAAGCUAGGAAUGCUGAACACUAUGUCGAAACUCCGAGGGCAGGUGAAGGCCACCGGCUACCCGCAGACAGAAGGCUUGCUGGGGGACUGCAUGCUGAAGUACGGCAAGGAGCUUGGAGAAGACUCUGCUUUUGGCAACGCACUGGUAGACGUUGGUGAGGCUAUGAAGCUCAUGGCUGAGGUGAAAGACUCCCUGGAUAUUAAUGUGAAGCAAACUUUUAUUGACCCACUGCAGCUACUGCAAGACAAAGAUUUAAAAGAGAUUGGGCACCAUUUGAGAAAGCUGGAAGGCCGCCGCCUGGAUUAUGAUUAUAAAAAGAGGCGAGUAGGUAAGAUUCCCGACGAGGAGAUCAAACAAGCAGUAGAAAAGUUUGAAGACUCAAAGGAGUUGGCCGAAAGAAGCAUGUUUAAUUUUUUAGAAAAUGAUGUAGAGCAAGUCAGCCAGCUGGCCGUGUUUGUAGAGGCGACAUUAGACUAUCACAGGCAGUCCACAGAGAUCCUCCAGGAUCUGCAGAACAAGCUAGAGCUACGAAUAGCUUAUGCGUCCAAAGUCCCCAAGCGAGAAUAUCUGUCAAAGCCUGUGAACACGAGUUCCGGCGACAUCAAUGGGGUCACCACCAGUUCCUCAUCAAAGAUAACAGGUACUCCCAUUCCCGCGGACCAGCCCUGCUGUCGUGGUCUCUAUGACUUUGAGCCAGAAAACCAAGGAGAAUUAGGAUUUAAAGAAGGGGACAUCAUUACAUUAACCAGUCAGAUAGAUGAAAACUGGUAUGAAGGAAUGCUACAUGGGGAAUCUGGCUUCUUCCCCAUUAAUUAUGUGGAAGUCAUUGUGCCUUUACCUCGGUAAAUGUGUCUUUUGGACCUAAUUUCUUAACUGAAUGAAUUCGCACCAGUGUUCUCUCAGUGUGGUGUUCUGUGACAUCCUCGCUCUCUGGCCCACCUAAUCACUUUUGUAUGUGUGUUUUCUUUAUAAUGUAUUUUGUAUCAAUUUAAUUUGUAUAACUGAUUUCUUUGUUCUAACUCAUAAAGAUAGUUUUCUUCUUGUUCUAAGUAGUCAUUGGUUCAAUGUAUUUGCUUCCUGUUGCUAAAAAAUGUAAAUUGCACCCAUUGCAGCUCUCUGAACAAAUGGCCUGUGUAGUCCUUCGCUGGGGUGGAAGGUCCCCUUUGUAGCUAAGAAAGCUAAAGAUUUUUUUUCUUGACGUUAUUGAUGGCAUCCAGUUUUUUCCUGUUUUAAGCUUACCUGUCUUACCUGUGAACAGCCCAAUAAACAUGAUGCACUGUGUUCAUAAAAGACUAUGGUUAUUCUUAAUAAAAAUUGCCUUUUUAAGCAUCAUUUCAGCACAAAUCCCUGGCUGACCUGGGGUCCCAGGCUGGGGGUCCUUAGAUGUUGGCUGCCGAUCAACGUCAGCAGGUGGGGGAUAUGGUCCUUUCUUAGCCACUGAAUUAAACAUGGUGCAGCCCCUUCUUAGCCCAAGACUACAAAACCUUUCUGCCUACUGUUAGGUUUGUAAAACAUCUCAAGCAUUGUCUGCUCACAUGUAGGCAGAUAGGUUUUCAGACAGUCCUGUUGUGAUCGCCGCAGGAUUGCAUGGGCAGAGCAUCCAAGAACUCAGGUUUACAGAACCAGCCCUGGACUUGCCCCAAGCAUGACCUUGUCAUGUGCCGUGUCUCAGCAGAGUCCACAGCAACCCCGCCACACACAGAAGAGGCAGUUCCUGCUCCCCUUUGCAGAGAAGGGUGUCAUGAAUGGCAGGAGGGGAGAUCACGUAGUGGCAGAAGCAGAGUUCUGAUAGUGUGAUGGAUGCUGGCACACAAGUGUUUGUCAGUCACUGGGACCUGCACUAUUGAUCACUGGUGUUUGUCACAGAAGCCCAGGGGCCAGAUGGGUCACCUGAAAAAGGUAACCUAAGUUGGCUUUCCUUAGUCUUCUGAGCUGGCUUUCCUAACAGGUUUGUGUGUGGCAUGCAGCCACACACACACACACACACACACACACACACACACACACACACACACACCUCUUGUACAUUAGGUGUUUAUGGGAAAUGGUAAUUCUUAACAUUUACUCAAUGUUUGUUAUAUGCCAGUUGCUGCUGUAAGCAUCUUCCAUGAAACCCUCACGCACUAUCCUUUGAGAUCAAUCUGAUGCCCAUCCUUCAAACACUAGGAUUGUGCCACAGAAAGGCCACGAGCCACGUCACUUUUCCAGUCACACAGUUAAAUGUCAAAGCUGGAAUUUUAAUUCACAGUCUUCUCCCAUGCCCUUCCUUGGCCUUCAUUUUUCUAGAAUAACUCUCAUUACAUCUUUUCUUUUUGUAAAUUCACAAACUAGCCUGUUUUUAUACCCGGUUUUUAUUCUUCAUUUGCUGUAUUAAAAUUUUUCCAAUAAGAAGUCCAGGGCCAUUCUUGAUGCUUGUAAUUUACUUUGAUAACUCAUUUAGGGGAAAUAAGCAGUAAUUGAAGUUAAUUGAGAGCUACAGAUUAACUUAUGAUAAUAACUGAAACAUCCAGCAAUUUGCAUCAGAUCACUUUAAAGCAAUUAGAAACAGGACUUGGCUAACUGCCAGGCAGCUGCUGAGGAUGGGGGCUAGCAACCAUGUCCUGGUCAAUGGCUGUGCUUGUAUCACGCUGGGUCUUCCAUGGGCCUGUGGCCUCAGCUGUUCGGCAGAGCCCCGUUUCCACAUCAUGUUUGUGGAAAA